Fusarium venenatum is the source of this 22236-nucleotide messenger RNA. The record is from RefSeq and is a predicted model, not a curated record. Lineage: Eukaryota; Fungi; Ascomycota; Sordariomycetes; Hypocreales; Nectriaceae.
AUGCAGCGAGACGAUCGCUCUCGGGACCCCGAGGGCUCUGGUUCUCGUCGCCGGUGGUACGAGUCUCGCGAUCGCGAUCUUACUCCAAGAGCUGGAGAUCAGGGAGACUCACCACACUCACGCUCGUACUCGCGUCAGCAACCGCCAUACCAACAACAACAACCACAAUCGCCAACGCAGCAACGACAGUAUGAUCCUCAAAGACAGGAUCAAUUCCAAAUAUAUCAACAGUCACCACAGCAAAACUCGGUAUCUACACCACGACCACAGCAGUAUCAGUAUCAGUAUCCGUAUCAAAACCAGUAUCAUCAACAGCAGCAGCCCUACUACAGCGCGCCGUCUCAAUCGAUGCCUGGUUAUAAUAGUCCUUACCAGCAACAACAGAACCCGCAACGGCCGCAAACACCUUCGAGUGUCUUUUCAUCCUCCAGCGACACAUCAACGUCGCUGCUAGAUAUCUCACGAUUCAAGGAUACGAAGGAGUAUGGUGGCCUACUUGGCACAUUUUUUAAGGCGCCCUCGGAGCGUGUUAAACAGCGUCUCCACCGAAAGAAAAGUAAGAAGCGCCGUGUACUUUACUUUGGCAACUCUUCUUCUUCUUCCGUAAACUCUGAUUUGGCUUAUGGAAACGGCUAUGUGCGACAACCUAAGAGUCGUACCUUAAGCCCCCGAAGUCAAAGUCGUGUUUCUGGCCAGGGUUACGGAUCUGCCGCCGGCGUCGGCCCUGGCCCUAGCAAUGGACGGCGACGUAGCUCUGGAGGGUCUGAUCGUGCUGCGCGUUUAACCCCUAAGAAAAAGAAGACUGCCGAUGAGGAGAUCAUGGCUCUUGGCCAGCAGCUCUCUAAUCUGGCACGUUUAUCCAAGGAGGAUGAGCAGCGUCAGGCGCGCAAGGCAUCAGGUAAGGGUAAAGGUAAAGCGGCCGCCUUAGGACUUGCAGCUGGCGCCGCCGGCGCCGCUAUGGCUUCUCAAUAUGGCCAAGAGAAGAAUGGUAGGAUGGUAAAUGGCUUGAAGCAGCGUGUCCAGUCUUCAGAUGAUGAAGAUGAGUGGGAAGAUGCUUCCGAAGACGAAGACGAUGACUCUUCAAGCAGCGAUGGUGCUGGUUCAGCUGCCGACUCGGAGCUUGCCUAUGGGACCGUUGCAGAGUCCAUCAAGCCUGCACUCGGUGCUGCAGCAGCUGCUGGAAGCGCCGCCGCCGCCGCAGGCAUGGCAGGCCCCCGAAGACAAUCUGGUUACGGCUACGACUCGUCGCCAGAGUAUCGGAGGCAUGGCGAUAGGGGCUCUGUCGUCGACCCUCGUCUUUUUGGACCCUACAACUCGCUGCGAGGCUCAAUUAACACACCGUGUGGGUUCCGAAACGAUGACGAAGCUGUGGCAUACCGUCGUGAUUCAGCCAAUUUUGGAAACGGGACACCCAUUCACAUGCGAGAUAUGCAUUCUGAUCCUAACCGUUACGAUGGAGAGCGGUUUUCGGCACCUAUCGCACAACAAGAUCCGUCAGCCCGACCCGCCCCGGUCCCCUUGCAACAACCGGUCCCCAAAACUCCCAUAUCUUCAAAGGUCUAUGAUGCUGUGAAGGUUGAUGGUGCAAACCGCAGAAGCCAUAGUCAGCGACGAUCUGAACAACCUGAGGAGAAAGACUGGAGCGGAGUCGCCACCGGUGGUCUUGCGGCGGCAGCAGCAGCAGCAGCAGCAGCUGGCGUGGCCAUGACCACUUCGUCGAAGAAGGAUAGUCGUGAGCAUCGUGACGAACAGCAGCGUGACCGCGACGAUCGAGAGAAUCAACGCCGAAUCGACCGGGACCGCCAGAGAGCUCUGGAACUUGAAGAGCAAAAGCUUAGAGAGCUUGAGCGUCAAAAAUUGCGAGAACAACACAGGGCGCAAAAUCCCGAAAGCGAGGCAGACCGACACGAGCGAUUGGAGAAGGAACGUGCACGAAAUAUGAAGUGGGAACGUGAAUACCGCGAAAUGGAACCCGAGGCUAUUAUUCCCAAUUAUAAUAAUGAGCGAAAAUCUUCACGAUAUAAUGACGAUACCCCCAAGGAUAGAAGUGAGAAGAAGGAGAAGAGUAAUGUCGAUGUAGUGGUUGCCCCCAAAUCGGACCAGAACGAGGGGAGACCAUUCGGGAUCCAGUACGGUCCAGAGUUCCAGCUUGAGCGCGAGCCCACAGUCCAGGCUGGGACCAGCGAGCGCAAGGCCACACGAAAUGGUCGCGACCUUCCUCUAGCGACUGGUGCAGGCCAUCGGGCUGUGACGGAGUCGGCCAAGUCCGCACACCAAGAUAUUGAUCCUUUCCAAUAUCAGGUUUCAGACGACGCUUUUACCAUGUCUCAAACUACUACCCCCGGACGACCCCUUACACCUAAUGUAGUUACUAUUGAGCGCGAGCCCAACUUUGACGACUCUCCGCCAAGAGAUUCAGCCGCCGAUGUUCGACUCAGCCGCCGCGACUCCUUCGAGAUUCAGCGCAUGGUUGAAGACUACCGGGAGUCACAAGGCGCAUCGCAACGCCGCGACCCCCGAAAUGGCCAUGAGUAUGAGGAGGAGGAGCACAAGGCUAGGUCGAUUCUCGACGAGGCCAAGCACGCCACUAUUCCUGUAGCAGCGGCUGCAGUCGCAUCCGCAGUAGCAGUUGAAAAUGAGCGAUCGCAAGAGCGGCGAAAGGGUCGUUACUCGGAAGACAGUUCUCAGGACACCUCGCGAAGACGCAAAGAUGUUGUUCAGGAGGAGGCAGAUCGAUACUACCGCGAGACUAAUAUCGCCCGAAAAAUUGCUUCUGAUGAGAUGCGAUCACGCAGCGCUUCACCCGAGCGAUCCGUGGUUGACAGGUGGCAAGAGAGCAAGAACGAAUCGUUCAGUAUUGUUACACCGCCAGUCAUGGAGGACAAGCACCCGGAGAAGAACAUCUAUGAAGGUCCUGAUGCGGAUGUGAAAAUCGACAACAAGAUUCAUCCUCGAGAAGAACACCAGUACCGCAACCCUGACGAAAACCCUUCAAGAAGGAACGUUUCGCGAGAGCGCCCGCUUUUGAACUUGAUCUACCCUACCCCUGCCGUGAGCCGCCAGCAUACACCGGCCCCCGAGGCGCGAAAGGAGCCAGAGGUUACUGAAGUUGUUGCCAAACCCGAAGAUUUCAGUAUCGGACCCAAAGGCGAGAUCAUCUCUGUUAGCGAGCCAGCUUCUGCGGCCAAGUCCGUAAGCUGGGGAGAGAAUGAGACCAAGCGCUUCGAUGCCGAUAGCCCUGAGAAGAGUGACAAUGACAACUAUUUCCCUUCUGAGAAGGCUGUCGAGAAAUCUCGACCCAAGCUGAACAAGGCAAGCCGCUGGGGUAUUCUUGCUGCUGCACUGGCAGGUAGCAGUGCUGAGCCACAGAACGAGCCUGACGUCGAAGUCGACCCAAAACAAACCGAAAUGCCAGGAGGUUACUCAUACUCUGAUGCAGGAAGCAGCGAUGUUUCUAUUCGACGGGCUGAAUUCUAUGUUGAUGACAUGAACAGCUUUCCUCCCGUUGUCGGCACUAAGCCUGCAAGCCCACAGCAAAUGCCUGGUCGCUUUGCGGAUGACUUUGAGUUUGCCGCUACACUUGCUGCUGGAUUGAAGGACACUGGAUUCAACCCUGAUAUUGUUAUCGAUGAUCCUUCUUACAGUCGACGUGACUCCCCUCCAGGUGUCCAGGAAGCAAAUGGUGAUUCCCACAGCGGAUCAAACGGCAACGCCUGGUAUAAGCGACCUUAUGCUGAGGUUGCCCCGGAACCUGUCGAUGCCCCAAAGCUUUUGCCCGAGCGAGGAUUUGUCCUUGGAGAGGUCGAGACUCCUCAGGAAAAGACAGCUCUGCCCUACGAGAGCGAGCGCAACAUCAGAUCAGAUGCACCAAAGCCCGAAGAUGUGCCACUUCCCAACAACCAAUCUGACAGUCCAAGGCCCAGUAAACAAGAACAGCGCAAGCGAGAAAAGUCUGAUGUUGUUGUCGUUCAAGACGAUGGGAAAAUUGAGACUGGCAGGGCCGAGCCCGAACCCUCUCGUGAAGCAGGCGAGGCGGUAUGGGAAGAUAUCUCCCGCAAGAAGAGUAACAAGGGUCGCAAGAAGGAUCGCAAGGGCCGUGACUUUGAAGAUGAGUGGAGUCCCAGUGUCUCAGCUCCUGCUCCAUAUGAGUCGAGAUCAGACUAUGAUCGGAGCAUUUCUCAGGACCAAGGUCGCGACCAUGACAUCAGUGUAUCUGAUGUUGCCAAGGUAGCUGUGCCUGCUGCCCUUGCCCUAGGUGCCAUUGCCUCUGGUUCAAGAGACGCCUCUUCUCGUGAUAUUCGCACUGAUAUGAGUGAUUCUCCCGCGGAGUUACGCAAGCAGCCGAAUGACGACUACUACUACGAUGGCGACAGAUCUCGUGUCUCUGCACCUGCGGAGCCUUCUCAUCACCGACAUUCGUCUAGGGACGUUGCAUCCUUGGAUAUCCGAUCAGACGACGAGCACAAUUCUUCCAAACACUUAAGAAAACACAAGAAAGAUCGUGAGUCGCGAGACGAAGGUAGAUAUCGGGAGUCUUCGACCUUGGAACCCAACGAUCGACGAUCAUCGAGGAGAGAGUCGUCGAGGGAUCGUUCGAGGGAUCGCUCAAGACAUCGGUCAAGCGACCGCAGAUCUAGAGACCAUUCGAGAGACCACAGAUCCAGAGAUCGUUCAAGAGACCGCCGUUCUAGAGACCACCGCUCAAAAGAUCGGUCAAGAGAUAGAACAAGAGAUAGGUCGAGAGACAGGACCAGGGACAGUUCAAGAGAUAGGUCUCAUCGCAGAAGAUCUGAUGACGAGGAAGAGAGACCCAAGAGAUCGAAGCGCCAUCCCUAUGAAUAUGACUCGCCCACCCAAUCAAUGGCGGCCUCUGAAAUCUCUGUUGCCAGUUCUAGCAGCAAGAGAAGCAAGAAGUCCAAGCGAAGAAAUGACGCUGGAGAUGAUUACAACGACUCAAGAGACAGCCCAUCACACCGCAGGCACGAGUCUUUCGAUGACAGGGAUGCAAGCUCUGUUGUCUCUGAGUCGCGUGGACACCGACGAACACCGUCUCGGUAUGACGAUGACGAUGCGAAGUCUGUUUCGUCUGUGCCCGGCUCAUCCCGUCGUGAGAAGGACUACAAGGAACGUAGAACACCAGAGAAGCGACCAAGCACCAGCGUCCUUUCCGGCCUCUUCAAACCACGCAAGGAUAAGAAGGAUUCUUUUUUAGGUAAUGCCGACACCCUUGGCGCGGGUGUCGGCUUAGCGACUGCAGCAGACAUUUAUGCAUCUGAUGCCACUCGCUCUAACGCCGCUGAUGCCCCAUCAGACCGAGAGCCUUCUGCCUCUGGUGAUGGGCUACGCCAUGUGCGAAGCUUCGAAUUGGUAGACCCUGAGGUCAUACCGCGUGUCAUCAAACCAGCUAUUGACCCUCAAUAUGGCGACCUUCUCCCUCUACCCCCUAGUGAACCUUCUAGCCCAACUUCUUCUGUUUCCGGCGAACUACCCCCUCUUCCUGAUAGUCGACCUGAUACUCCUCCUGAGGAGCGCGGUGCCCGCCGAGAACCUUGGCCCCAGCAGCGUCGCCGCAGUAUUUUCGAGACGCCUAUGAAAUCCCCCAGCCGUACCGCUGUUCCUAUCGCACUCCGCCUAGGUAACAGAUCAUCAAAUCCUGCCUCCCCUGUGAGCUACAGGGCUUCUCCGGCUAGCUCCCCUAUUAUAUCGCACUCGGACGCGGUGGUCAUGUCAAGACGACAAGCUCGACCUACCUCUUGGGACAACAGCCGUGAAUUCAUGCCUCUGUAUCUCCUUGAACAAUCGCGACACCCAGCACCCACAACAGGAUCUGUACUUCCUGCGCUGCCACCUAGUGAGCCCAGCGAGACUUCUGCGAGAAACUCACCCGAAUCUGAAUUCCUCAAACAGAACGAUGAUUACUUCGGCGAAGACCCCGAGUAUGCUGGACCUGAUCUGCGCGUUGACACUGUUCUCUCUGAGCAGCAAAAGGACUCUGAUGCCGAAUCACAACAGACGACCCCUCGUGCCGAAUUUAUGCCUGUGCUUCCAGAGCCAACACCUUCUGUCCCUUCCAAUGAGCCAACCCCUGGCCUGUCAGAGCCUAAACUCCCAGAACCUACGCCUACUGCAGCUCCUGACCCGCCCACACCAUCUCUGGCAACCCCUAUGGAGUCUGGUAGCAGGGAUGUGGCUAGUGAUGAGCGCUCUGCACCUCCUUUCGAUGCUGCUGCCAUCGCUGUUCCUGUCGGCUUGGGCGCCAGUGCUGGUUUAGCUGCUGCUGCCCUUAUUCAAGUCAGGGACCGUGCCGAACCGCCUGCAGAGAAGCCGGAUGAUCUCACCUCUGCCGACGAGCACUUUUCCGAUGCUGUUGUUGGUCCUUCUGAACCGACUUCACCCGGAGAAAAUAUUUCUCGAUCACUCUCAUUUGCCAUGGACAGAGAGCCUACUUCUGAAUCCAUUGCCAAGUCUCCUUACGAGCCUUCUUCCGAAACUACAACUGGAGCUUUCACUACCCCUGUCAACGAGCUCGUCGCUGAUGGGCUUUCUGAUGUGACGUCUCAUGCUGAGCUUGCUGCCAAAAGGACAGUUGCGGAAGAAGCAGAGGAUCAGGCCGCCAAAGACAUUUCUGACGUCGUUGAUGCUGCUCAAUCGCCUUCCACUAUUCCGAUCAAUGAGCACACAACUGAGGAGCGUGUUCAUGCCAAGCCCGACACCGACCCUGCAAAUGAGGCGGCUAAAGAGAUUGAGGAGCCUUUAACCAAGGAGGUCGGUCUCAUUGAUAAGAGCGCGACCGAACCUAUUAUCAUUCCCGUCGAUGAGCGUGCUACCGAAGUGCCCGCAACUGUCAAGCCCGAUACUGAGCUUACAGCCGAAGAGACAAUGGACAAUCAGGCAGAGGGACAGGUAGCUAGAGACAUUCGCAAUGUUGGCGAAACUGCAAAGGGGACUGUCGUCACCCCUGUCAGUGAGCCUACUGUUCACGAGCCUUUGAAUGCGCCAUCAAACGCCGAGCUUCUGGCUGAGAAGGCAAACGAAAAGAUCAUCACCGCUGCUGAUGUCAUUGAUACUUCGACUGAAACCUUUACUGCUCCUGCUAAUGAGCCUACUAUCGAAGAGUCCACCGUUCAAGAGCCUCUGAAUGACACAACAAACGAAAAGGUCCCUGACACUACGACUGAUGCCAUCGGCCAUUCGACCAAAUCCGUUGUUGUUCCUGCUAAUGAGCCUACUGCUGAAGAGCCUACCAAUAUUAAAUAUGGUGCCGAACCUGUAGUUGACGAGGCAACAGCCAAAGAAUCGGAGGAUCAAGCUGUCACCGAAGCCGAGACUGCUACACAAGCCGAAGCGGAAGAGGUUGCUAAGGAAGAGGAGGAAAUAGCUGCUCUCAAAUCCAAGAAGGCCAAGAAGCUCACAAAGGCUGAAAAGACUCGCUUGAUGACCUUGAUUUCCCACUCAGUCAAACGAGCUCAAGCAAAGGCUGCCGAAACUACCCCUGGGCCAGAUACAAAGUCAAUCGCGGAGCCUUCUGUGGAGGAACCUGUAGUUGAGGAGUGUGCCGAGACACAGGAGUCUACUAUUGAAGACGGCACCACAUCAGCCAAGGACCUAGUUCCCGAGGCUCCUGAAAACAUUCAAGAACCUGAGUCCACCAAGCAGAUCAUCGAACCUACUCCGAUCGACAUGGCGGCCGAGGAACCUUCUCGGGAUCUCACAACAGAGCCUAUGAUUGAGGAUGUUACCACAGUCGCCCCUGAAUCUUCACCACAGCCAACCAAAGAGCUAGUCGCCGAGCCUUGGGCAGAUUUUAUUCCCGAAGCAGUUGAACCUGCUGACGAAUUGGAGAACGAAGCAGCCGGUCAGGGUGCCGUCGACCUUCCCAAGUCUAGCGAUGAGCCAGAUACCAUGCCCCAGCGUGAACUGGUUGUCGAGAAUGUCUCGGUCACUGAGCCUAGGAUCGAAAACACGAAAGAAGAGACCGAGGACCUUGGUCGCGAAACUGAUAACACCUCCAUGGCACUUGCUCCCGAUACUAUUGAAGAACCUCAAACGGCUCCAUCUGUCGAUGUCCCUACUGAAACUACUGCUGAAGCUGUCGAACCCGCUGAGGUGAAGCCAGAGCAACCUGUGGCUGAGCGUGCAGUGAAUGAGAUCACCACCGAAGAGUGGGACAACAUGAAUGCCAAGGACAGAAAGAACAUGAAGAAAAAGCUCAAGAAGCAGGGACUAGAACCAAUUAUUCAAGACUCAUUCGAUUUUCCAGCUCCUGUUGACGACUUGAGCAAGGACGACCAGCCCUCCCUGAGUAAUGGGGUCAAUGCGGACGAUAAAGCUUCGACAUCGAAGUUAGUUACGGCUGAACCCGAAACCCGAGCCCCAUUUGUAUCCGAGCUCGUUCCUGAAGCUUUUGCCGAGCCAUCUAUUGUUGCGGAAGCUGAAGGCGUCCAAGAGCCUGCUGUCUUCCAAGGAGAAGAGCACGUGAGUAUAGUGCCUGAAGAGGUAUCUCACCCAAUAGAAGACGAUGUCUUACCUGUCAACAAAGAGUUGGCCAUCCAGCCAGAAGCGGAAAGCACAGAGAAGGAGCCAGAAGUCUACUUUAAACCUGCAGCACCCAUAGCUGAGCAUGAGCCUGCCCCUGAAUUGUCCGCUACAGCCCCUACUGUCACAGAGCCUCUGCCUGGCGCCACUCCCGAAGAGAAGGCUGCUGAGGAGUUGCCUGAGUCUCCGUCCAAGAGCAAGAAGAAGAAGAAGAUUAGGACUCAGCAACCACCUCAGGAGGAACCUACGCCCGUGGAACCCACUACUGUCCUGGCCGAGGAUACAACCAUAGAUUCUGCUCCAACCCCUCAAGCUGAAAAGGAGGCCUUUAAUGCUUGGACUGAUCCGGUUGUCUCUAUCGAAACUCCCGCUGCUACCCCUGUCGACUUGCCCGUUGAACAAUCCUCGACUGCUGUGGAGGACCCCUUACAACCUUCUACGGAGCUGUCCCAGGACGCCCCUGUGGAAUCUUCUGUUGAUGCAGAUACUGUUGAUGCAGAUACUUUUGAUGCUUGGGCCCAACCUGACACUGUUGCGAAUACUGAUGUUCCUGACCAAGAGCAAGACAAGCAUGCUAAGACUGCUGAACAGCUUUCCGAACUGUCCAACGCGCCAAUGCAAGAAGACGCCGUUUCUUCCAAGUCGAAAAAGAACAAAAAGAAGAAGAAGGGCACCAAAACAGAUGAUGAGCCAGUGACUGAGCCUCAGGAUAGCAAGUCACAAGGCAAGUCUCUUGAGGAACCUGAGAAGGCAACAUACGAUUUGACUGAACCAUCCGUCCCGGCAGCCGAUACAAAGCCUGAGACCAUCGAUAACGCUCAAGCCGACGAAGCUACAUCAUCAAAGUCUGCUGUGUCAACCCCCAAGCAUGAUGGUGUGCUCGCUGCACCAGUACCUAACAGUCGAGAACUUGAUGAUCUGGAUGAUGUCCCCUAUUCCCCCUCUUCUGGUAAUCAAUCCCCUUCCACCGGUGAUGUUCGGAAAGAUCGACAAGGUUACUUUCCUUCUUCCCUUCGCACAUUCCCUGGCGCUGCAGGAAUUUCGGCCUUCAAGAGAAUGUGGGGAUUCCAAGAUCAAGCAAGAGCGCAAAACCGCAUGCGUGAAGCUCUACCUGACGUUGCCAGGCCCAGUAGUGAGACCCAGCCUGAUACUGUAAGCGCUGAGAAGUCGAAGGUCGCCGAGGCGAAGCCUGGUGUUCCUAUCGUUGAAGUGGACAGCGACAAGGCUGCUGCCAACAAGCUCCUGACUUCGUCUGAUUCUCAUAUCUCUGAGCCACUUUUCUCUCAAGGGGAUGCGCUUGUAGAGGAAUCGCAAGCAACAACCAUUGAACUGGAACCUUCCCAAGGCGCUGAGCCGCAGAAUGCCACCGUGCAUGUCAGCGACGACGUUCCUGAUAAGGGUAGAUCUACAGCUGUCGAACAGCCUGUGGUGAAGACGGAGGAUGAGCCAGUAAGGCCAACUGAAAUCGCACUUGAAGCACCCCGCGAAAUCCUCGAUGGAGCAAUCGAAGGUGAGGAUGUGAAAUCUGUCGAGAACCCAUCGAUCGAGAUAAUUUCCAACACAACACCAGCUGUCGAGGGCAAAUCUGAUGAUACUGCCGAGGAUAAACCUAUGGAGAUGACAAAUGACGAUGUCGAGAAGCCUGCUGAAGCCAAGCCUGAACUGGUCACCGAAGAAGAGCCAGACAAGACUGCUGAGGCCGAGGACACAAAGACUGCCGAGGAAGCUACAGGAGAUAACACUGAGGCCGACGCAUCUGGUUCUAAGAAGAUGGCGAAGAAGAACAAAAAGAAGAAGAAGAACCAAGCCGGCCAAGACGAGACUACCGAGCACGAGAACGAUUCAGCUCAACAAGACCAAGCGAUUCAGGAACCCCCCAUUGAGGAAGUUAUACAUGUGUCGAAUGGUGUAGACAACCAGGCCUUGGCCUCGGAAUCGGUGGCAGAAGCUUCUCGCGACAUUCCAGAGGAACUCAGUGCUGCGGAGCCUGGAGCAAAGUCAGACGACACAACGGAAGGCAAAGUUGUUGACGCUCAACCUGAAGUCAAGCCAGAAAUUAAGGGAAAAUCAACUGGAACAGAGGCUUUGAACCGAUCGCAAACCGACGACAAACCAGUUGAAGGUGAGGCAAAGGAAGAAGACAAGAUCGACGACGAGCCAACCCAAAUUCAGUCCAAGGAAGAGCCGCCCAUGAGUGAGAAGCCCGAAAAUACACCCGAGGCCCAGCCUGAAGAAAACCCAGAAGAUAAGCUCCAAGGCAGUGAUCAAUUACCUGAAGCCGAGGCCACCAAACAGCCACAGAACGAUCACAAGCUGAUGGAACCUGAAAAUCAAGCGUCAUCUGAGACUAACCAUAGCGCUGCUCAAGCUGAAGACGGACCCACCAACCCUGAAGCUCAGUUGUUGCCACAAAUUGAUGACAAGUCUCAAGUCGAAGCAGAGGAAUCGCAGCAGAUGGAUGGCAAACCCAUCGAAUCUCAUGCACAGGAGACAUUGCACACUGAUGACAAGACGGCCGAGAAUGAAACUAAGGAGUCUGAUUCCGACGUUAAAUUACCACAAGCCGAGGCUCUAAAAGAAAACGACAAACUAGUUCAGCCUGAGGUUGUGGAACAAACCCAGACUGAUGACAAGCCCACGCAAGUCGAGGUUAUUGACGACAACACAGUUGGUUCUGAAGCCAAGUACCCGUCUUCCAGCGAGAAGCAGGCGAAUGAAGCAAUAUCUGAGGAACCGCCUCAAGCUGCUCGGGAUGUCAUUGCCAUGCCCUCUGUAGAUGACAUUUUGCCUCCAGCAACACUGAAAGCCGGAUCACCAAAGGCCGGGUCGGUUGCGAUGAAAAUCAAAGAAGCAGAGAGCAAAGCUUUGCGUCAAGCAGAGGGCGCUGCGGCAGCGAAGGACAAUGCAGAGAUCGAAGCAUUGCUUGAAAAGCAAUCGCGAAGAGGGGGUCGUCUCCUCAAGAAAGAUCAAAAACGCCUUGCCACCCUUCAGGAGAACGUAGCUCAAAGGACAGAGGCACAAGCUGCCCGCGACCCUCCACCGCAAGCUGCCCAGGAGCCUACCAAUUCGACAUCUGCCGAUGUAGAUGUCCAGAAGCCUUCCGAAGUGAGCGCGGAAUCAGCCCAGCCAACGGAAACUCGUGACAUAGAUAUUCCCCAGGAUACGGCCCCAGUCAAUGAAGCGACUGUUACUACUGAGAGGCAGAUUGAUAUUAGUGAAACACAACCAACAGAAACAUCGGGUGAAGCUGAGACAGUGGGCGCGGGUUUAUUGAACGAGGCCACAGAAAUCUUAACAGAUGUGCCCUCGGAGAAAAAGCCUAUGGAUGACGAGACCACCACUGAUACGGCACCAGCUGCAGAGCCCCAGGAGAAAACAGUUGUCGACAAUGAGGUAAUGGAGCCAGAGAUCAGUAAGAAGUCCGAGAAAAAGCAAAAGCGAAAAUCUGUAUCCUUCUCCGAGAACGGGGGAUCGCAGGAUCCAGCAACAGAGAAUACCGAUACUCGCAUAUUGGCAACUGAACCCGAACAGCUUGAUCAAACUGUUGUCAACACUGAGGACACUCCUGCACAAGCGGAACUUGUUCCCGAAGAGGCUCCUGCUACUCAAGAUAUGCCCCAAGUCCUGGCCCCUGAGGACGCACCUGUGGAUGUGCAAUCAUCAGAUGCAGAAGAAACCGAGGCGCCCCCGUUGAAAAACCCUGAAGUUCCUUUGGCCGAGAACACGACUGCUGAGAGCCAGGCUGAGGGACCUUCGGAUGUUACCUUGGACAAGGCCGAAUCAGAGCCUGCCUCUGAGAAAAAGAGCAAGAAAAAGAGGAAAAAGAAGAAGGACACCUCUACAGAUGAACCAGAGAAGCAACCUGAAGCCGAGUCCUCAAAUGAAGCGACUUCUGAGUCCACAUCUAAGGUUUCUGACGAUGCCAAGGAUAGUAUUGGGCAAGAAGCAUCUUCCGGUACACCUAACCCAACAGACCCAGUCGACGAUGAGACUGCAGAAGCGUCUCCUCUUCCCCUGGGAUCUGAAGCAGCGAACAUUUCUUCUGAAAUUCUCCCGACAAACAAUGAGCAGGCACAACCAGCUGAUGGUGAGAAACCUGUAGAAAUCUCUCCUUGCCAGAAGCCAGCGUCAGCCAUCGAGGCUUCUGAAGCACCAGGUGCCGUAGUCCCCGAGCAAACCCCCACCGAACAACCUGUUGUGCCGAACAUCGAAGAACCCGAAUCCCCUGCAAAACUGUCCAAGAAGGAUAAGAAGAAGAAGAAGAAAAAGGCAGACAAGAAGAAGGCUGCACUUGAAGAAGAAUCCAAGGAGCCUAAAUCCGAGCCUACUACUUCUUUCGAAAAAGGCGAAGUUGAAGUCGAACGCGAAACAGCCGAGCACACGGCCGAAGAUCCCAAAGUCACGCGUGACGAGACGUCUGAGCAGACCGAUUCUAAAGAAACUCCCAAGGGAGACAUCAUUUUGGAGGGCGAGAUUGCCACACCAGCCAACGAAGCCAAAGUGCCAGACACCGGUAAUUCCGGAGAACUUCCUAGCGAAGAACCAGCUAGUCCUGAAGACGAGCGGGGUGGGUUUAGCCUCAGUCAAUCCCAGACCGACCAAAAGAACAAGGCUAAAGACAGCGAUUUUGAAAUCGUGCAGGACAUCAAGACCAAUCAUCCAACGCAGCCGGAGACGGUAAGGCAGGACGCGGCCGCCGCCGUCGUGGAUGAGGCCCAGAGCCAAGGAUCUUCUGAAGGCACACAAAGACAGGAGGACAAGACUGUAGCUGUUCAUCUUGAUCCUCCUGUUGAGCCUGAAACAAAGCUGGAGUCGGGAUUGGGAUUGGGAAAGGAAAAGGAAAAGUUGGACGAUGACGAGGAGUUUGCUGGCUUGUCGAAGAAACAAAUCAAGAAGUUGAAGAAAGCUCGAGCUCUGGCAACCCCAGAAUCUUCAGUUGAAGCAGAGAUGCCAAAGGAAAGUGGAACCUCACUGGAGGAGGCAGCGACGCCUGCAACUGAAGCUGGUACAGAGUCUGAGCCAACCCCUCAAACUUGUGCCGAAUCUGCGGCUGAAACCACCACCGGGGCAGAGCAAGAGCUUGGUUACGAGACCAUGAAUGAUCCACUCCCUGACAUUGAGGAGACUGUACCUAUAAUUGAGCCUGAUUUUGAAGCUGAACUCGAGUCCAAAACUGAGAAUCAAUCUUUGGACAACACCGAUAUCCAACCUGCGACAGAGAGAGCUGAUGACGAACCCGACGUUGAUGCCGACUUGCAAACAAGACAACCCAAGUCUGAUGGACAGACAACUUCCGAGCAGGAUAUCAUUGUUCCUGUGCCGGAAGUUGAUUCUGGAGACAAUUUAACUGAUGUCCCUGACAAGAGCUCAAGUACUAACCUUCCAGCUGAGCAUCAAGUUGUGAAGAAGCCAGAUUCCUCUCGCGUAGAGGACGCGACUGAGCCACCACAGAUGCUUGGAGAACCCGCUGAGAACAUUCAAGAUUCACGCUCGAUCAUUGAGGUGGAAACGGGGCCUAUUAUCCCAGACAAACUUGAGCAGACUGAUGUGACUACCGAAGACAUCCCAUCCUCAUCGCCAGACAUGGCAGAAAAAACCACAGAGGCGCAGAUUCCCAUGGAAGCGGAACUUCCAAAGCCGGUGGAGAUCAACCAGCCACUUGAGGAGGUACUGACCGAUGCUCCCGCCGAAAGCAUGGAUGAAAACGCCCCUGAGAAGGCUAUGCAAAGCCCCCACGAGCCUAUCCUGCAGUCACUGGGAGACCCUACACAGUCGUCAAAUCAUGAAACUGUCGAGCUAGAGGCCAUUUCUGAGCCUGCUGCUCCAGUUGAGACUACACCAGCAUGUGAUACUCAACCCUCGUCUACAGAUGCAACAAAAUUGGCGGAACAAACGCCUCUAGACCUUUUGCCGUCGUCAGACCUUUUCUCCUCUACACCAGUCCUACCCGCAGAUCCUAGUAGCCCCCAACAGCGUGUGAGUGAACCUACAGAGCCUGAAUCAACGGAACGAGACCUUUCCAUCACCAUCGACGAAACGGGCCCCUCGUCUGUUGCCCCUGAUAUUGUCACGAGCGAGGACACUGUGAUUCCUGAUACUCAGACUGUACCCGUUUCAGAGGAGUCGGAUAAGUCAGUGGAAAGUAAUGUUGAGAAGCAAUUGGAGGAAACCUCGCAGCCUCAUGAGCCAAAUUCUGUCUUGCAGCCUGUCGUUACAGGUAGUCUGAUGGCUCCUGUGGACUCUCCUCUAAAUGAAAAGCCAAUCGAGGACACUAGUCCUUCGUCUUAUCCUACCACUGAUGUUGCUUCUGUUCCCGAACCAGAGCAAGCACCAGAAGAGGAGACUGAAGCCAACCAAGACAUUUCAAACGAGGCCGCCAUUGACAAGGCAAGGGAAGAAUCUGUACAACUGACGAAGGAGAAGCCGGCCGUACCCGUUGUUGAACGCCAACAACAGCCAGUUUCCCAUGACCAUCCUCUUGACAGUUCUACGUCUCAGAGCGACCGGCAAGUGACGGACGAUAGAUACAACGAGAAGGCCCAGUUCUUCAAAGAGGAUGCAGAAAGGGAGGUCUUUGAGGAAAGCGGACCGAGCGAGACCAAUGUUCAAGAAGAACCAGAGGCGACACAGGAUACCGUCCUUCCUCAAAUCGAAUCUAUGACGGAGGAUAUUGUCCCAGACACUGCUGCACUGCCAGAUUUCUCGGCGAAUCCAUCAUCCGAGUUGGUGGACACCCCUGGUAUCAAUGAGCCUGAAAAGUCGGAACGUGGUGAGAAUGAGUUUACAACUGAAGAAUGGCAAUCUCUCGCUGGCAAGGAGAAAAAGAACAUCAAGAAAAAGUUGAAAAGGAAAGGCCUCGACCUGAUCAUCCAAGAUUCCUUUCAGCCAACAACUUCUGGUAGCGAAGCCUUGCCUGAAACCGACACUGAACCAGAGCUUGUUCUCACUCAGCCAGAAGACCUCACCGCCAGAGUCACCGAAGCUGAAGCGCAGACCGAGAAAAGCCAGGAGGCAUCCGUAAACAAGACAUCUGAUAAGUUUGCUUCUAGCCCAAGUGACAGCAACUUUGUUGGCACAAAGGAGGAUCUCGAGAACGACGCGACAAGGGAGCAGGCCGAACCCACAAGCCAAACCACAGCCGGUCAAAAGAACAUCCCUACUGAGUCACCUCCGUCGCAAGAGACGACACUGGUCACUGAAGUCAAGUCAGAUAAGCAAGAGAUUGCGGAGGGUCAUGUUGUUUCUCCUUCAGAAGGCAAAGAUAAGGAGACGGCGGAACUCGAAGGCAAAGAUGAGGCUGAAGUGCCAGUCACAGUCAAAACCCCAGAUGAAUUCGAAAUGCCGCCAUUUUUCGAAGAACCCCAACAUAGAUCUGGGUCACAACAAGAUCUCCCUGUUCCUUCGACAGCCAAGAACGAAACCAGCCAAGAAGCGGAAACCGAUGUGACGCCUGUCGAGUUGAUUUCGGAAACAAAGGCCGAGCCACCAACAUCACAUGAACCUGGCUACCGAGUCACAACACCUCCGCCUGCGAUUGAAGUCCCGGAAUCUCAGCAUCCAGAACGCCUGUCUCCAAAAUCAAUCACGGAGACCGGAGGCGCGCGAGAAACCCAUGCAGAUAUAAUUGCUGGCUCAGGCUCCGGGGAAUCCACAGCACCAUCCAACCAGACGCCUGUUGUUCAGGAGUCUUUUGUGGCCGAAGAACGAUCAGAACUCUCGCCGAAAAAGAGUAAAAAGACAGCGAAGAGUCGCAAAUCUGGCCCAAGUGAAGCCAAGACUCAAGCCCCUGGCGGCGAGACAAGCAAUGAAGUCGGCAAUGAUGUACAACAAGAAACUCGCCCUUCCGUGGAGGAUACGCAGAAACUUGAAAAGAACGACAAAGGUCAGGAUCAACCAGACAACAUCAUGACCUACCUACCAGCAAGUCAGAUGCCGCCAUCUGUAGAGGUUGUUCACCCAGCUCUUGAUACGCGAGAUACUUUACAGAAACACGAGGGCCAAAAAGAAAACCAAGAAGCCACUCCUACUAUCGACGACACUAACUCUCAGAUCCUUGACGAAAUGGCUCCAGCUUCCAGAAAUCUCGAAGCAGCAGAGCAUACACAAAUUCAGCCGGAAGAAAGUACUACUGAAAAAAGAGAACCAACAUCAGAUGCAACUGGGGAAGGCCGUGAGAACACAGUCGCGACACUUGACGCACAUGCUGAAGGAAGACCGGGCGAGACUGAGCGAAAUGCGAACAUCGUACCUUCUGAAGACAAAAAGCAGAAGAAGAGGGCCAAGAAGAACUCUGGUACUGCUGGCGCCGAAGUCACCGAUUCAAACAACGGUCGCCUAAGCUUGGAAUCUAUCCAGAUUUCCGACGAGCAACAAGACAAGCUGAAGCCUGCGGAUAUGUCAACGGUCGACCGUUUCGGCCAACAGACACAGGACGAACUUCUCGAGCCUCCCAAACCUGAUAAGGACAACUCCCCAAGGAAUGUCUCAGAGAAGUCCACCUCCGGAUUGCCAACAUCCACGUCAAAAACCACCUUUGAAGAUAUUGUAAAGGAGAAGCCCGGCAAUGACGUUUCCAAGCCCAUCAAGUCACCUGGCAGACCAAGCAAAAGUAAGACCACAGCACAGCCAGAGGGCAUUGCCAGCUCAAUCUUUUCCAUGGCCAGCUCGUUCUUUUCCCAGAAGGACAAGAAGAAACGAAAGGGCGAGAUCACUGGCUCACCUGGAUCAGGGCCGGCAUCGCCUAUUGAAGAAGGCCGCGAAACCCAACACAUGCCGUCACAACCUUCCAAAAGUGAAGUCCGCUCAACACCAAACGAUGUGUUAGUUGAGCAUAGCCAGCCAAACAAGCAGGGGUUCACUUUCAGUACGCCUGAAACCCCGAAACAAUUCGAUCAAGUUAGAGAGCCUGUCACACUGGUGGAGCAAGAUGCAGUUGAACGUGAUUCAUCGCCUGCUUCAAAGAUAGAUGGGAAGAAUGGCAUGAAAAUAGACACCAUCCAACCCUCCAAGGACAGUGUCACCAUGGAUGCAUCUACAAACCUCAAAGAAACUGUCCCUGUCGUCGACAGAACCCCCAAUACUGCCGGUGAUGGUUUGAAGGCAGAGCAAGCUGCGGAAAAGGCGGAGACUGCAACUCGCCAACCGGCGGAGCAGGAGCCAAACACUGUACAGGACCCCCCUAAACAGUCAUCGAAGAAGGACAAGAAAAAAAAAAAGAGGGAGCAGAAGAAAGCUGAAGAUGAAGCCAAAACGACAGGAGAGGCCCUGACUGUAACGCCUUCUUAUUCAACAGCCACUGACCAGCCCAUGGAAAGCAACCAUGAUACAAAGCCACUUGGGUUUUCUACUUUGCCGCCGAACCCCGAAGUUUCUAUGCAGCCAACAUCUGACAUGCCCCAGAGUGCGGACUUUUCUCAACUUGGAGCCGAAGACAUUAAACAGCAAGGCCACGAGUUACAGAUGAACAAACAGGACCUUGAGAAACCGGAGCCUGACUCACCAAUAGGAUCCACAACCAAUGGUGAUGCGAAGCUCGAAGAUGAAGACGGCCAGACAUCAUCUGCUGUCAAACAACCACAGUCUAUCGUCGAAGGACCCUCAAUAGCUCAUGUAUCAAGCACAACUCUAGAAAGCAGGGAAAAUGCUGCAGUGGACCUUGACACCCCCACCAAAGCCAAGGAUUUGUUGAUGAUAGUCGAGCCUCCUCUGGCAAGUCCUGUCGAUGAAUCCAUGGCCCAACCUGCAGUGCCACAUGUCCCUGAAAGCCAAGCCACUGGCCAUCUUCCUCUCGAUCCCCAGUCAACUUCUGCUAUCCCCAUACAGGUAGACAAUGUCAACACCACCUCGGACUCGUAUUUGUCGAAGAGGGAAAAGAAGAAGGCGAAGCUAGCUUUGGAAAAGGAACUUGCAAAGGAUCAUCAGGCCUCUGACACACCAGAUGCCGAGUCUUUUCAGGCCAACAAUACGCUGAAAUUGAAGAAAACAGCCAUUAAAGCGAACGAUCAAGAUAUUGAGGGCGGCACUGAACCCGUUGAAGAAAAAGGGUUAAAGAAGGGCAAAAAGGCUCAGCGUGAAACUGGAAGUCCCAUCAUCACUCCAGGCGACAGGAAGCUUGGUGCUCCAUCGGUAGUGGAACCAACACAGCCUGUGACAGUGCCUGGCCAAGAUAGGACCAAAGCUGAAUCUGAUUUAGCAACAAUCGUUGAGCCUUCUGGGAAAGAGAGUUUGCCCAAGGCAGUAUCAGACAUCUUCACAUCCGGACCAGACGCUUUGACAGAGUCUCCAAUGACCGCCGCUCCUGUCGCGAUACCCCAAGAACCUGGUGUGAUCCUACCCGAAGAGAAGUCCCAUAUGCUUCCUCUACCCCCCCAGGAUACGCAUAUGAGCACAGACGACCGAUCUUCGAAACCUGCUUUAGCUCCUUCACCGAGUUUCAAGAACGAUACAACUCGCGCGGGAGUUGGAUUUGAUGAUGCGCCUACUGCGAGUACGAAAGAGAAGAAGAAGCGCCGGAAGGGCUCAGAGCAGGCUAUGUCACCCCCAGAGUCUGUACCUCAUGUUUCGCCAGGUGUCUUGACCGAGACAGAUACACGACCAGCCAAGACUCAGAAAAGUGUAGGUGAUCGUACAGCCACUGUGGGGGAUAAACGACCAGGCAAGCCCGAAACAUCUAUUUUUGCUAGAGUUACGGCAGCUGCAGCCGCUGCAUGGGGUACUAAGAAGGCUAGUGACAAGACAAUGAAGGAACAGGCACAGGAUGAGCGGAAGGACGGAGAAGGGAGGUCAGCAGACAGAGACAGUACUCAAGACGAGCGUGGCGAGCGAGGUUCAACUGACAGAAAAACGACGACCAAGGCCGACUCGUACGACAUCAAGCCGCCAACUACGGAAACCACCAAGGAAACUGGUAAUGAAUCCAAGGACAAUGGAAGAAAUGCUACUGGGGAUUUGACAAACGAGAUCAAGACCCCUGAGAAAAGGCUGAAAUCUUCAAAAGGCACUAAGAGCGCCAGACAAUCAGCAGACGAACCCAAGCAGCCAGAACGACAAGGUGGAACGGCUAGAUCACACGGGUCGACUAGAGAUGCUCCUGUCAAGUACGAACAAGACGACAAGAACAAAUUACGAAGAUCGCGGCCGGACGACUUGGACGAUGUGGAGAGUCCCGUUCUCGGGCGUGGCGAUUCAGAGUUAUCGAGAGGGUCGCCGCAAAAGCUGUUACGCCGUGACUCUGGCGUAGAUGAGCCCAGAGGUGGCCUAUUACGAGAAGACAGCACGACAAUCACGCCAACACUGGGCAUGGAAUCCGACAUCAGCGACAUAUUAAGGUCGCCAAGCAGGCUUUUAGAGCCGGUCCUUGAGGUUCCUGAGGCGGAAAUGGAAUCAACCAGGGGUGCAUUCUCACCACCACCCCAGGUCAGACGAAACAGCGGCCCUGUUGGUGACGCAUCGAGUUUUCAGAGACGGAGCAGACGCCUGAGUGAAGAAUCCAGGCGUGAUAGUGUUGCAGGAGAAAGGCCAACUUUGAGACGAAGCAAACCUCGCAGUCCAGAACCAUUUCGCGACAGCGGAAUAGAGACCGAGGGCUGGGAACAUCCCCAACCAAUUUUAGACCGUACGGUCAUGCAAACUCCCGAACCAAAGCCCGAGCGAAGACUCCGUCGCUCUCCUCGAGGCACGCCGGUAUUACGAGAGCCCACUGUACCGGGACCAACUCCAGAGCCUGAGAAGAAGAAACAAUAUGGAAUCCUUACACCAGUAGGCGCUACCGUUACAGCGGGUGCGGGUGCGGGCCUAGCGUCAACGCUAUCUAGAUCUGGGCCUGGGCCUUCAACAUCUUCUUCAACUCCUACUCGAACGCCCACUCCAGGUUCCAACUCGAACUCUAACCCUGCAGCAUCAUAUGCUGGCCAAAGAAGUUUCUCCGACAAUGCAAGUCCUAUUCGGCGAUCAACUCCUCGCCUUGAAAGCGCGGGACGUCGGGCUGUCUCUAACACGAGUCUCUCCCGUCGUCGAACUCCAGAGCCGCUUAAUUCCAGGCCUGAAAGCCCAGGCAUCAACCGGUCGUCAGGCACCCCCACUCCACCGCUACGCCGCGCCGAUAAGCGAAUGAGCGGUGAUCUGCGGUCUAUACGUCAACAAAACAACACCGCUACCGCUACCGUAACAGCGCCUGUCAGCUCCACGCCCGUCGCAAAUGAGGGUCGUGCCCGUGCCACCAAGGACAUGGCCGACGUCUACGAUGGCUUCGGUGAGGGGCGCAUCGGCUCACCUCGAUCGCCCACUAGGCCUCACAGCAUGCGCCGCCGACAGAGCAUGCAGGUCCUCGAACUCGAGAAUAGGGUUGAGCAGCUAAUGGCUGAGAACCGAAUGCUCACAGAAGCUCGUGCUAUGGCUGAGACAAGUUUGAGCCAACGCGCUGCCAACAGUCUCGCCGAGCGCGAUUCCGAGAUCGAUAACCUGAAGCAAUCGUUACAGUUCCUCCAGAACGAGGUUUCUCGACUUACCGAAGUUAACGACGGCCUUGCCAGCGCCAACACUGAGCUCGCCAAUAAAGACACCGGUCGUGUAGCCGACCUCGAGAGCCGCAACGCGGUUGUCGCGCGUGAAUUGGAAGAGGCCCGCCGUGUCAAAGGAACCACUGAGCAGUCCCUUGAAGAGAAAGACGCUGAGAUUGCCGAUCUUCGAGCCCAACUCGACACCGCCAAAGAAAAGAUUCGCGAAUUGCAACGUCAAAUACUUGAGGCCAAAGCCCAUGACGACCACUUCCUCAACAUUCGUGACGAGGAUCACUUUGAUCACCGCUGCCAACAACUUUGCUCGCACGUUCAACAGUGGGUGCUGCGGUUUUCCAAAUUCUCAGACAUGCGUGCUUGUCGCUUGACAAAUGAGAUCAACGAUGAGAAAACAAUCGACCGACUCGACAAUGCCGUACUUGAUGGUUCCGACGUCGACGUUUACCUUCGGGACCGUGUAAAACGACGUGACAUUUUCAUGUCCAUGACCAUGAACAUGAUCUGGGAAUUUGUCUUCACCCGCUACCUGUUCGGCAUGGAUAGAGAGCAGAGACAGAAGCUCAAGUCAUUGGAGAAAUUAUUGACUGAGGUCGGUCCUCCUGAAGCUGUGCGCCAAUGGCGUGCCGUUACUUUAACACUACUGGCGAAGCGCGAAAGCUUCAAACGCCAGCGCGACCUGGAUACAGAGGCCGUUGUUCAGGCCAUCUUCCAGACGCUAUGCAAGAUCCUUCCACCGCCGACAAACCUGGAAGAUCAAAUUCAAUCUCAGCUACGACGCGUAAUGAGAGAGGCCGUUGGUCUCUCGAUUGAGAUGCGUACGCAGAAAGCUGAAUACAUGAUGUUGCCACCUCUGCGACCCGAGUACGAUGCAGACGGUGAGCUUACCGCCACAGUCCAAUUCAACGCAUCAAUGAUGAACGAGCGAAGUGGUAGCAUUACUACCUCGAACGAAGACCUUGAGGCUCAAGGCGCGAUUGUCAGAGUCGUCUUGUUCCCACUUGUCGUCAAGAAAGGAGACGACAAUGGGAAGGGCGACGAAGAAAUCGUCGUGUGCCCAGCCCAAGUUCUGGUCCCUCGCUCCAGGCUGUUCCCUGGAGCAAGUGACGGCGGAAGUACCUCUAUCGGCGCACGCAGUCAUAUUAGCCUUGUGACUGAGACAAUGGGCCAAACCGAGGUGGACUAUUAG